Molecule: messenger RNA, 2698 nt
Organism: Hyaena hyaena (striped hyena)
Lineage: Eukaryota; Metazoa; Chordata; Mammalia; Carnivora; Hyaenidae
Gene: PCSK4
Product: proprotein convertase subtilisin/kexin type 4
Exons: 15
Coding region: 35-2350 (771 amino acids)
Biological process (GO): peptide hormone processing
Cellular component (GO): trans-Golgi network; Golgi membrane
Molecular function (GO): serine-type endopeptidase activity
Source: RefSeq, a predicted model, not a curated record
UCGGUGGCCCCGCCCCGGCCCCGCCCCCGCCGCCAUGCGGCCCGCCUGGACUGCGCUCUGGCUGCGCCUAGCCUUGGCUCUGGGUCUGGCCCUCGUUGGGCCCCUGCCUGUGGGGUGGUCCUCGGCCCGGGUCCCCAUCUAUGUCAGCAGCUGGGCCGUGCGGGUGUCCCAGGGUUACCGGGAGGCCGAGCGCCUGGCGCGCAAAUUCGGCUUCGUCUACCUGGGGCAGAUCUUUCCUGACGGGCAGUACUUCCACCUGCGGCACCGGGGCGUGGUUCAGCAGUCCCUGAGCCCACACUGGGGCCAUCGCCUGCGCCUGAAGAAAGACCCCAAGGUGCAGUGGUUCGAGCAGCAGACGCUGCGGCGGCGGGUGAAGCGCUCGGUGGCGGUGCCCACGGACCCCUGGUUCCCCAAGCAGUGGUACAUGAACAACAAGGUGCAGCCCGACCUGAAUGUCCUGCAGGUGUGGAGCCAGGGCCUGUCGGGCCGGGGCAUCGUGGUGUCUGUCCUGGACGACGGCAUCGAGAAGGACCACCCGGACCUCUGGGCCAACUACGACCCCCUGGCCAGCUACGACUUCAAUGACUAUGACCCAGACCCCCAGCCGCGGUACAGCCCCAGUGAUGAGAACCGGCACGGGACCCGCUGUGCCGGGGAAGUGGCCGCAGUGGCAAACAACGGCUUCUGUGGAGCAGGUGUUGCCUACAACGCCCGGAUUGGAGGCGUGCGCAUGCUGGACGGCACCAUCACGGACAUCAUCGAGGCCCAGUCGCUGAGCCUGCAGCCGCAGCACAUCCACAUCUACAGCGCCAGCUGGGGCCCCGAGGACGACGGCCGCACGGUGGACGGCCCGGGUAUCCUCACCCGCGAGGCCUUCCGGCGCGGCGUGACCAAGGGCCGUGGCGGGCUGGGCACGCUCUUCAUCUGGGCGUCAGGCAACGGCGGCCUGCACUCCGACAACUGCAACUGUGACGGCUACACCAACAGCGUGCACACGCUCUCGGUGGGCAGCACCACCCGCGAGGGCCGCGUGCCCUGGUACAGCGAGGCCUGCGCCUCCACGCUCACCACCACCUACAGCAGCGGCGUGGCCGCCGACCCGCAGAUCGUCACCACAGACCUGCACCACCGCUGCACCGAUGAGCACACAGGCACCUCGGCGUCGGCACCGCUGGCUGCGGGCAUCAUCGCCCUCGCUCUGGAGGCCAACCCCUUCUUGACGUGGAGGGACAUGCAGCACCUGGUGGUCCGGGCGUCCAGGCCGGCGCAGCUCCAGGCCGAGGACUGGAGGGCCAACGGCGUGGGGCGCCAAGUGAGCCACCACUACGGCUACGGGCUGUUGGAUGCCAGGCUGCUGGUGGACAUGGCUCGCACGUGGCUGCCCACGCAGCCCCAGAAGAAAUGCGUCAUUCAGAUUGUACACACCCCCACGCCCGCAGAAGGGGCGCUCGCGGCCCCCGCCGCCCCCAGCCCCAUCUUGCCCUUGACGGAAGUGAGGAGGAACGUGUCGGCGUGCGCUGGCCGUGCCAACCGCAUCCGCUCCCUGGAGCACGUGCAGGCCCAGCUCUCGCUGUCCUACAGCCGCCGCGGGGACCUGGAGAUCUCGCUCACCAGCCCCAUGGGCACCCGCUCCACGCUCGUGGCCAUCAGACCCUUGGACGUCAGCGGCCAAGGCUACAACAACUGGAUCUUCAUGUCCACCCACUUCUGGGAUGAGGACCCGCAGGGCCUGUGGACGCUGGGCCUAGAAAACAAGGGCAACUAUUUCAACACGGGGACGCUGUACCGCUACACGCUGCUGCUAUACGGGACGGCCGAGGACAUGACCGCGCGGCCCCCGGGCCCCCAGGUGACCAGCAGCGCGUGUGUGCAGCGGGACACGGAGGGGCUGUGCCAGGAAUGCCACGGCCUCGCCUGUGUCCUGGGCCACCCCUGCCUCUCCAGCUGCCCGCCAAGGUGCUUCAGCCACAGCCGGCAGGCAGUGACCGCUGGGCCUGGGCGCACGGCUGCUCCCGCCCUGCGCGUCUGCCCGAGCUGCCUCGCCUCCUGCUACCCCUGCCUCAGCAGCUCCCCGCUCAGCUGCACUGCCUGCCCCCCGUCCUACACGCUGGACGAGAGUCGGGGCUCCUGCUCAGGACCUGUCCCUCCCAGCAGCCUCCCCCAGCCCACCGCGGUCGCCCACCCCAGCUGCCACCCUGGCCGGGUCCAGCCCGUGGAACUGGCCCUCCUGGCCCUGGCCUUCGGGAGCCCCUUACUCUGCAGCGUCCUCGCUGUAGGCUGCCCACCGCUGUGGGGGUCACCUCGCCACCACCCCGGGCCCUGCUGCUGGCCGGGGCCUAGAGAUACGUGACUGGGGGGCAGCCGUAGCCGUGUGCCCGGGCAGGCACCGCCGUCCUCCUCUGCUCCAGCCUGGGCUCAGGGUACGUGGGGCUGCCCCCCCAGGAGGGCCUGGCUGAGCACCGGGGCCCUCAGGCCAGGGGCGGCCUGCUGGAGUCCCGGAUCCGAAAUUGGCAGGUCCAGGUGAAAGAGAGAGAGGAGUCUAGCCGCACAGUUUGGGACGGGAGUGGGGUGGGCUGGGGCGGAGGCCCUUCCCAGCCCCGGAAGUGGGGGGAGGGGCAGGGGGAACGGAUGACAGCAUCCAGAGUCUCGGGCACCACGCUUUGCAAAUAAAGGUUGAAUAGGAGGUGCCAAGUCUGCG